Caenorhabditis sp. 36 PRJEB53466 is the source of this 375-nucleotide messenger RNA. NCBI's taxonomy places the organism in Eukaryota, Metazoa, Nematoda, Chromadorea, Rhabditida, Rhabditidae. The record is from the annotation of a GenBank genome assembly.
AUGACCGCUCACAACGUUGCUCUUCACCUUUUGGUCGUUUUCGUUUUCGCAGUGGUAAGUUCAGUUUCUACUCAUCAUUUUAAGCACACCAACGUGGUUUUUUUUCCAGUUCCUGAUAGUAUUAUAUUGGGUUUGCCGGAAAGCGGAUUCGCAAAUAAUUUCUCGAUUUUCUUCGCGAAGAUCCAGUCAAACGUCGUUGGCCUCGAAAAAAUCCAACGCUUCGGUGAGAACAAGGCUUUUUUCAUCUUCUACUCCACUCUACGAAUAAAACAUGUCAUUUUGCAGAUAAAUCCCCGCCAAUGCGCCAUAAAUCUUGUCACAAAUGCGAAUCCGGACGUUUUGGAUCCUAAAAAUGCUCCGCCCGCCUAUGUCUAA